AACAUUAUACAAACGAGGCUUUAUGUUUUCCUGUUAAAGUUAUGGAUUGGAUUCCUAUGGACGGUUCAUUCUCAAAGAAUACAGAUAGUUCAAGUGCAACAUUUACAGCAGC
Trichomonas vaginalis G3 is the source of this 112-nucleotide messenger RNA. RefSeq lists its product as uncharacterized. The transcript has a single exon. The annotation marks the transcript as partial. The record is from RefSeq and is a predicted model, not a curated record. NCBI's taxonomy places the organism in Eukaryota, Parabasalia, Trichomonadida, Trichomonadidae.